AUGGAUGACUUCGACCUUCAAGUAUCUGCCGCAUUUGACGGUGGGUACGCUAUCCGCAUACUCGGCAUCCUACACACCCGUUUGUUAAACGAAGCGAACUUCUUGGCUUCCAUACGUGACAUUACUGAACCACUGGUGGCCAAGUGGAAAGACUCCCAAUUGACACAACUCCUUGCUGUUGAUGUUUACCCACAACAUACCUUUUUCGUGCUUGACGUCAAUAAUAAAACCUAUGACUACCAUACGGCUCAUGAAACAGCCGUUUGUAUUCCUGUCUACGUCUUGCGACUGUCUCGAGGCGGUAGAUGGAAGUUUUAUCGACGUGAGGCGGAGGAUUUGCGGGUUGCUCAGAGGAUUGCAGAUUUACACUACUGCAACGAUCAAAAUCCGCUUCCCUUUCUGGAAAACCACAUUUCUAAUGGGCCCGUAUAUGUAUCUCAUCGCUGA
Molecule: messenger RNA, 447 nt
Organism: Aspergillus tanneri
Lineage: Eukaryota; Fungi; Ascomycota; Eurotiomycetes; Eurotiales; Aspergillaceae
Exons: 1
Coding region: 1-447 (148 amino acids)
Source: RefSeq, a predicted model, not a curated record